AUGUUUCUUAUGUAUUAUCUUAAUGAGAAAGGUGAACGUGUCUACACGUUCAAAAAAGUUGACCCAGCAGGUAAUCCAACACAAUCGGCUCAUCCAGCGAAAUUUUCACCGGACGAUCAAUAUUCUCGUCAACGGCUUAAACUCAAAACUCGACAUCGUUUACUGUUGACACAGGGUCCACUUCCAAAUAAAACAUCGAUUGCGACUGAUGUUUGUUCUCCCGGUGGCUGUGUAUGUGGUAUUAGUCACAGAGUUAUUAAUUGUGAUAGUAAAGGAUGGGAAAACUUAUCUAGUCUGGAGUUUCCUUCUCAAGUGAAUACAUUAACACUUGUGGCUAACAAACUUCAAUUUGAUCGAGUUGAAGACAUUGAAAAGAUUAAUAAUUUAACAAAUUUAAUGGACUUCAGUUUGAAUCAAAAUCCACUCGGCAAAAUUCCGUCGUUUCAUAUCAACAAUUUGCAAUCUCUCUCAUUAAUAGAUACGUCACUAACAUCUGCAGAAUUUCCUCCAUCGUAUAACAAUUGUCCUUUGAAAGCAAUUACAUUGAAUGAUAAUAAACUUCGAUCGAUUAACGAAAAUGAUUUUGCUGUUUUGGAGAAUUCAAAAUUACAUCGGUUACAUUUAGAUACUGCAAGCAUUUCGAAAAUCGAUCAGAAUGCUUUCAGUGUAUUGAAACAUCUUGAUUCCUUAUCGUUGAAACAAAAUCAGUUGAAAUCCGCUGAGUUUCUGGCGAAUCUUCCUCGACUCUCGUCGAUAAAACUUGAUGGAAAUCAAUUUACUUCACUUCCACCGCAAUUAUCAAUUCAGAAAACGAUGAGAAUUGCCUCAUUGACAUCAAAUUCUAUCACAAACAUCGAUGAGUCGUCACCUUUACAUACAUGGUUAAUGAAAAAUUGGACGUCGAACCGAAUUUACUUAGCUAAUAAUCCUAUUGAUUGUUGUUCAUCCUUAUGGUUUAUUCGUUUUCUACAAAAAACGCCUGAAUUCGUUGCAGAUCGAUCGCUGUUAAAAUGUGCCGCACCCACUAGUCUUGCUGGACAAUUCUUAUUGGAUUUGAAUCCUGAUCGACUGAAUUGUGGAGAUGAACCACCCAAACACUCUUGGUGGACAAUCGGUCGAAUUCUCGGUAUUCUUGGUGGAAUUAUUGGCAUAGUCAUCAGCUUUAUUAUCAUUUGCAUUGCCUAUCGUUAUAUUCGAUAUCGUCCAUCACAAUCCGGUUACACAGAAAUCGAUGAUCCAUAUGUAAAUGUUGAGAAUACAUUACCCGGUGGACCGGUAUUUCCAAAUUUGCAUGAUGAUGAAGUAGAUGAUCGUCUGUCGACAUAUACCUACCCCGAUGGAACAAGAAGUUAUGCACAAACUCAUUCAACAGCUGACGGUGUUUAUGCUGUUGAUCCUAGUCAAACAGGAGAUUCUGUAGUUGAAAGAACUGCUCUUUUAAGUCGCCCUCAUUGA
Adineta ricciae is the source of this 1455-nucleotide messenger RNA. The record is from the annotation of a GenBank genome assembly. NCBI's taxonomy places the organism in Eukaryota, Metazoa, Rotifera, Eurotatoria, Adinetida, Adinetidae.